AUGUCGGGGGUUGGUGGCGAUAAGGCGGCCUUGGACGAGAGCGCGGAAAAUCCAUCGAAGAAGAACAACGUCGAUGAAUCAAAAGCUGAUCAUAUCGGAGAAAACGAGCCGUGCGACGGUGAAGUUCCUCGACAAACAACGGCAGACAUUGACAAACACAUGGGGGCGUGCGAGACUGCAGAUGGGUUUGUAGACGGUAAGAUUGAGUCGUGUGCAGUUGCCGAAAUGGGGGAGAUCGGGGCAUCACCACCGCCGUUGGUUCUGGCGAACGUGACAUCGGAGGCACUAAGCGCCAACCCCGAGGCGAGCCUCAGGCAGGCAGAGCUAAACGCCGUAUCGGACGUGGAAAUCGAGGAACAGGAAGAGGGCGGUCCAACUCUCACUGACCACGAAGAAGAAAAACAAGAGAAUGCAACUUCUGUAACAUGUCCGCAAAACCAGGACGAAGGAUCCACCCAAGACAUGAAGGAAUCCCAAGACGCGGAGGAAACCGAAGAUUCUGACUGGGCCAACCCUAAGGAUGAGGGGGUGUUCGUCUCAUCCAGUUGCUUCACUGGCGCUAAGGACGGAUACGUCUUCAAAACCGGUGACAAAGGGCUCGGCUUCUAUGUUGAUGGGUACGUCGAUCGGCAAGCGAGAAGGAAGCGUUCGCUUUCACACCGGCCCUGGAAUGCUGGGCCUGGGGAACAGGCAACAAAGCGAGGGCCUCUGGGGCCGGCACCAAAACCUUUCAAGAAGAUCGUGCCGUAUCGCACCCAGAAGGAGAAAAGAGCUGCCGAGGAAAAUGACACGCGUCCUUUCAUGGCGAGAAUGGUGGCCCAAAGAAACUCCAGAGGCUUCCAGUCAAACCUGUUCGAAAGAGAGCGCGUCCUCGACAAGCAUAUCUUGUACCUGCUGGAAAAGUUUUCUGACCCGGCUUUCUUCAAGAAGAAGCACGGCUACAACGUUCACGGGCAAAUGCUAGGAAAGGACGGGAAAAUGAUUGUGAAAGUGACGCCAGAGAAGACGGAAGAAGAGAAGGCGAGACUCCCGUGGUACCGCAAAGUUUACGAAGAUCGCCUGGGGAAACACCUUCCAAGCAAGCGGCUUGGGGACAGCAUCGAAGCGCGGAGGGAAGCCUACGCGUAUUCGAGACACUUCACGGCAGAGAUCGACGGCAGACAAGACGAGCUCAACAGAGCUCUCACGAAGGCGUUAAAGGGUCAAACGAAGCUAGAGUUUAUUACGGAGGACUACCACUAUCCCGGAGCUUACAACACAGACGGCAAGGUCAUUCUGGAAAAGGGAGCGCCAGUCUCAAACGAGCUUCACCGUACAGAUGCGCAGAACGAACGGGCCUGCACGUAUCGAUACAAGGCUAUUCGGCGGUAUCGGGCUGCGCACAGCGACAUCGCUAGCGCUAUUGCCAAGAAAGACAAAGCUCUCCAGAAGGUACUUAAGAAGACCGACCCCGCCAUUCUCGUCGAGAUCUCGGAAGAAGCCGUGACAAGCACGGGAAUGGGGAUUUACCGACAAACGAAAAGAGCGGGCGGACGGAACGGUAGCGCUACUGGGGAGAGCUCGGCUGUACUACAGCCAGCGGAGCGGCCCGAGCAGCUUCGACAAAAGUUUGCUCAUAGUCUCAAGGCUCAAAUCAAAGGCAAGGACAAGGCCUUGCUCAAAGAGAUCGCCGCUUUGGAGGAAGAUGAGGCCGAGCAGAUGAUGGGUGAUUUUGGAAAAGGCACUGAGGUGCUGCCCAAUAGCUGGCGGCAGGACCCGGAAGGUCUGAAACGCAUGGAGAGGCGUCGGAAGGAGUUGAUUGCCGAGAACGCAGCAGACCGGCGAAAGGUCGUGUGCCCAUGGAGGCCCGGCGGGAAGCACAUUGCUCAGGAACCCUGGAAGCCGUUCAUUCCGCGAGAUCACCGCCCACCCGUCAGGUCAGCGUCGGAGGGGAAAGCUGAGACCCACGGCGGAAGCCUAGGCGCCACGUCAGCUGCGCAAGAAGGUCGGAGGGGUGUGCCGAUCCACGAGAAAGGGAACGGGAAGAAGGGGGCGGAGCGGAGGCCACGUACGGCCCCAGCACAUCGACGGAAAGGGUUCAUGGACGCAAUCAGUCCCCGCGCCAGGCGCAUCUUAGCGGCCCAAGCACCAGGUACACCCUUACAUAGCGUCUUCUCCACGUACAGCAACGACCCCUUCCCUCUUGAAACCAGGCAGAGACCUAGCGCUCAGUCGACGCCGGCAAGGACGGAGUAUUCCGCCAACCGUCCCUGGCCAACGCCCACCACUGAGCCGCGCACUGACACGUUGUUUCAGACCUCGGGACGUGUCGGUCUAGGGACACAACAGCGUGCCUGGGCCGAGAUCUCUUGCUCACCCACCAGUUCCCAGACUCUUCGUGGCGAUUUUGUGGCGAGGCCCCGUUCAGCCGCUGCAGAGAUCUCCAAGAAUCUCCAAACUCCUCCGCGGCGACCUGCCACCGCUUGCGGAACCCGGGUGCCGCGGGAAAGUACCGCCAACGCCGUCGCAGCAAGUAAUGUUUCGUCCGCCAACCAGGCACGAGAACACGAGCAAGGCCACCGGAGCGAUGAGCAAUCGCGCGAUCUGCACGUACAAAAUGGACCCGGUGUCACGGUGCUAUGGGCACGUUUGUGCUCCCCUUCCUCAGAUCUGGUGUACAAGAGGUCCGUUUGGCCUGAAGCAUCCGCAGCUUCUAGACAGACUCGGCCGAGAGGUAAACCCCGCAAAACAUCAGCGACAGCCCCGGUGAACGCUACGACGGAAGCCGAAGGGGAGCACGAAUGGGAUGCGACACCGGGAGAUCCAAGCACAGGUCCCGGCCCUAUCGAUGCCGGAGAUAGUGGUGGGGGAAAGCCGAAGCUUCCACGAGGAACGACAGACACGGGUGGUCCUCUUGAGGACAUGGAAAACAGCCUGUAUGCAAGCAGUUCCCAGCGCGUGAACCACAGAAAACGAGUUUUCAGGGGGUACUCAGAUCGGUCAAGACGGGAGAGAACUUGGGAUCCAGGUUCAGAGUUUUACGCGGAAGGUGCCAGCAAGCAUUCCAUGGUGCGCCCUAGCCCAUGCACCGGAAGAAUUAAUGGGAACCGGAUUGGGGGGAAGGGUGAUCCCAGACAGGAAGAUGAUACAACGAAGAGGAAACACCGUCGCGACAAAAGACAUCAGAGCCGAAUCUCAGGGGAUGACGUCCCCGUGGAUAUGGAUUGGGAAAAGGUCGGGGUUGUUGCAACACGAUGGGCCUUCUACCCUUGCACAUUGUGUGGCUAUCACGCAGGUUCAGGAAGCAAAUCCGUGGGGAUUUCACAAUCGGACAUUAUGUAG
This is a messenger RNA of Ectocarpus siliculosus, 3321 nucleotides long. Lineage: Eukaryota; Phaeophyceae; Ectocarpales; Ectocarpaceae. The record is from the annotation of a GenBank genome assembly.